UCUUGGAAAAUCUAUUAACCAAGUUAUAUGUUGGACACAUAAUGAGGACAAUAAGGCCAUGAUUAGGAUUACCAAAUAAAUUAAUACACAUUACUACUACAUUGUCAUAAUUCUUAAACGCCUUUGUUCCCAGGCCGUCGUCCACACGCGAUGUUCCCCUCGCCGCUUCUGCACGGUGACGCAAAGGCUGAACGACGCCCAGCGCGCCGCCGUGGCGGAGAUGGGAUUCGCCAGCCUACUCCGCUUGGAAUCGCACCAGCUCAUGCGCACCCUAUCGCUCUGGCUGGUAGAGCGGUUCGACCCCCACCGCCGCCGCCUCGACUUGGGGGAGCGCGGCAUCAUUCCCAUCAGCCCCUACGACGUGGGGCUGGUGCUGGGCAUUCCGGUGGGCGGCGACGACGUGCCCAUCAACGGCCGCGACUCGGACGUCCGCAGCAUACGAGUCGAGUUCUCCUCCAACCACGGGAUCGACGUUUCGACGUUGGAGGUGAAGCUGGCGGAGAGGGACGCCGGACCCUCCUUCAAACGCGCGUUUUUGCUGUUUGCGUUGGGAACCCUGCUGUGCCCCACGCGGGGACUGAAAGUGAGCCCGCGGUUCCUGCACGCGGUGUACCACAUCGAGCAAGUCCACAGGUACAACUGGGCGGGGCUCGUGCUGAAUUGCCUCGCCAACGCGAUCACCGUGUUCAAGUCUGCCGGCGAAGAGCACACCCGCGACGGGCUUGGCGGUUGCCUUCUGUUCCUCUAUAUGUUCUAUCUUGAUCGGAUUGACUCUGGGAGAGCGCCCCCGCGGCAUAUCUUGCCGCGAGUUGCAGCGUGGACGGCCGGAGACUUGAGCGCUGCCGCUGAGGUCGAUCGGCAAGGGACUGGUGUUUACGGUGCAUGUCCGGUUAUACUGGUGACAAGGAGCGAACCCACGCCCACACUUGUGCAGGAGACACCCCACUGGGAUGACUUGGUUCGCGGAAUGGGCAUAGAUCCGUUUGGGGUGCCAGUGGCGGACUACAUAGACGAGUUCAGGCAGGUGGUGGCACAGGCAGCAUAUCGAUUGUCACAGCAAGUGAUCCACAAAGCUAUGAACAGAGGGUACCCCUACAUCAGCCCCGCCGGCCGCGUCCCUUACAACCCCUGCAACCCUCCGGACCAAACCACCGCCACCCCCGGCGCCCACCCCGCGAACGUCGUCCCUCCUCCCCACGACGACCCCUCCGCCCCAACCACCUCCUCCCACUCCUCCCAGACUUCCAUGCAGGAGGACCUCAACACCUCCUCCAUCGCCUACCUCCACCGCCGCCGCCAUCAACACUUCAAACGCCCCGCCAUUCAAAUCGCCCUCAAUUCCAACAAUGCCAGCGCCAUCGAUUCCGCCACCAUCGACGUCGACGCCUCCUCCACCGCCCGAACUCUCACCAUCGGAGCUCCCAUUGACGUCAACAGCAUCAAUCCCAAUAUCGCCGCCAAUCCAAAUGCUAAUGCAAAUGGAAUUGCCCAAUUUGCUGAUCCGACAGCUGCGCAUGAUCCCGUGUCGCCGCCAAAUCCCAUCCCGCUGCAUACGGCGUUGAUGAUGGUCCCCAAUAAUGCUUCUCGGCGACCGAGACACCGUGCCCGGUAACCUGAUCAGUGGCUGCCGACCGGUGACGUGUUCGUAUGUGCUCGAUGUUUUUUCUUUUUUCUUUUUUUUCCAUUUAAUGUUUGCAGCAGAUAAUACUGUAUGAUCAGAGUUAGGUUGUCACAGACGCGUUUGCGCCAAGUGUGCGAACAUAGUCUCAUCAUAGAAUUAAACAUUUUGCAUUUCGUUCUGAUGAUAUUGCAGAUUUGAUCUGAUCAUAGGGAUCUUUCAUAUAUUUGAUGCAUUUAAUUUUAGUCA
This is a messenger RNA of Malania oleifera, 1867 nucleotides long. RefSeq lists its product as uncharacterized. NCBI's taxonomy places the organism in Eukaryota, Viridiplantae, Streptophyta, Magnoliopsida, Santalales, Ximeniaceae. The coding region runs from base 221 to 1612 and encodes 463 amino acids. The record is from RefSeq and is a predicted model, not a curated record. The transcript is spliced from 4 exons.